GAUUGCGUAAACGUCAACUUAAUGAGAAAGACUUCUAGAAUGUAGUUCAGUGUAUUGAUUUUUCAGGAUCUAAAUGCAAUAUUUUUCUGAUUAUGAAAUAAUGUGUUAAAAAUAAGCGAUUCUAGUUCAAAGUUCGACUGAGACUCCUCUUAAAAAUGUCAUUUUUUCAAAGCAAAUUGGUGAUCGCCGCUAGCGUGGGCGCAACUCUCACGGGAGGCGCAGUUUUACUCAAAGAUUAUAUGCAAGGUGCACGCUUUGAGCGGAAGGAUGUUCGGGCGGAUGGAAAGGUGGCUAUCGUUACUGGUUCCAAUACGGGCAUUGGGAAGGAAACCGCCAUGGGGUUGGCGAGGCGCGGUGCUUCCGUCUACAUGGCUUGUAGGGAUUUGAAAAAGUGCGAGGAGGCUCGGGAGGACAUAGUGCUGGAAACUAGAAACCCGAAUGUGUACUGCCGUGAAUGCGAUCUGGCCUCGCUGCAGUCGGUGAGAAAGUUUGUGCAGCAGUUUAAGACCGAACGAACUCGGCUGGACAUCCUGGUCAACAAUGCGGGCGUCAUGCGCUGCCCUCGGACGCUCACAAAAGAAGGAAUGGAACUGCAGCUGGGCGUGAACCAUAUGUCACACUUCCUGUUAACGAAUUUACUGCUCGAUACGCUCAAACAGUCAGCUCCCAGCCGAAUAGUGGUCGUGUCCAGUCUGGCGCACACUCGUGGAACAAUCAACGUGAAAGAUUUGAACAGUGAGAAAAACUACGAUCCCGCUACUGCCUACGAGCAGAGCAAGCUGGCAAAUGUGCUUUUCACCAGGGAGCUUGCCAAACGUUUGGAGGGGACGGGAGUCACCGUCAAUGCGCUGCAUCCCGGUGUUGUGGAUACGGAACUGAUGCGACACAUGGGUUUAUUCAACAUUUGGUUCUCGAGUAUCCUCAUCAAACCCUUUGUGUGGCCGUUCCUGAAAUCACCAAUUUACGGCGCGCAAACCUCUCUGUAUGCGGCUCUAGAUCCAGAUUUGGAAAAAGUGUCCGGUCAGUAUUUCAGCGAUUGUGCCCCGAAGGACGUCGCUGAGCAAGCCAAGGAUGAACGGUUGGCCAAGUGGCUGUGGGCUACGAGCGAGAAGUGGACUGGCACACUGACAGGAUCGGCUGCCGUUUCCUGACAGCGGAUUAUCCGGCGAAACAACAGCAAAGACAUCAUAAUUUUUAGCGAACCAAAUCUGCAGAAAUGAAAUCGAAACAGCAUUUUAUUUGUAACCGUCUCGAGUGGGUGGUUAAUUUGGCGGUGAUCAUUAGUCCGGAUGAGCGGACAAAUUAAAAACCUAGAACAUAUACAAAUAUGGUCGUCGUUGGGGACUUGCUUGUGUCCCCACAGUAGUAGCUAGAACCGUAGUGGCGUAGUAGCUUUCGUAUCAUUUAACCACAUUUUAGGUAACGAGUAGAAGGCGUCAAUAAGAAUGCGCUGCUUAAUUUGCAACGCAAAUCAGGCUCUUUUUCGAGGCGCGUUGAAUGAUGGCUAGAAAAUCGUCCGUUGGCAGUUGGCGCGCAAAAUCACACCGGAUUAUUCUAGUUUAGCAUGCGCUUGAGUGGUUUGAUACGAAUAGAAAGAAAGAAUUAGGAAAUUAAACGAUUCACGGUGACAGUUUGAAUUUGGUUCAAUAAAAAAUGAUUAAUGGGCCUCGUAAUGCUCAUACAAGUUGAUGUUUAUUCUGGAAAA
This is a messenger RNA of Toxorhynchites rutilus septentrionalis, 1705 nucleotides long. RefSeq names its product retinol dehydrogenase 13-like. The record is from RefSeq and is a predicted model, not a curated record. The coding region runs from base 156 to 1151 and encodes 331 amino acids. Lineage: Eukaryota; Metazoa; Arthropoda; Insecta; Diptera; Culicidae. The transcript is spliced from 3 exons.